Thermothielavioides terrestris NRRL 8126 is the source of this 831-nucleotide messenger RNA. RefSeq lists its product as uncharacterized. NCBI's taxonomy places the organism in Eukaryota, Fungi, Ascomycota, Sordariomycetes, Sordariales, Chaetomiaceae. The record is from RefSeq and is a predicted model, not a curated record. Bases 209 to 784 code for a protein of 191 amino acids. The transcript is spliced from 2 exons.
GACAACCCGUUCUCGUGCAGCUUUGAGGUUCGUUUAUCUGAUCUUCAUUGUGGCGGGCUACAUCACUCUCUUCCCGUCCUUUCUUCCUCUUUGGCGCCUUUGAGCUUGUAGUGUUUCGUUUACAUACGCCUGGUGCGAUCAGUUUGAUUGAUCAGAUAUCCAAGCCAACCUCCUGGACCCUCCUGCGAUUCUUCACGCCUCCAGCAAUAUGAAGCUGCUCACGUUUCUCGCCGUCGGCGCUGGCUUCGCCGCCUCCGCACCCCUCAUCUCAGAGCGGCAAGCCGGUUCGGCCUGCUUUAUCAUCGGCAACCAGACCCUCCCCCAGGAGACAGCCGACGCGGUCAAGCAGCUGCAAUCGACCGUCACCUGCGACAGCUCCCGAACAACCAUCUCGGGCGUGCCCGACGUCUCCUCGGGCGGCGUGACCUUCUCGUCCAUCAACUUCGCCGCCGCCUCGUCGCAGACGCCGCUGGAGUUCGCGCUGAGCAGGUUCGCGACCCCAACGCCGCUGCGGGACGCCGACCUCGCGACCUUCCAGAACCAGCUCAACGUCUACCUCGCCACCGAGGCCGGCAUCCGCUCCGUCGGCGGCGGCCUCGCCAUCAAGGUGCCCAAGUUCUUCCUCGAGUUCCAGGUCUCGCGCAUCCAGACCGCCCAGGGCAACCCGCCUGCCGCCGCGGGGCUGCAGGUCGAUCAUCUGCUGCAGAAGGUGCUGAAGAAUGCGGCGGGGGAGAGCCAGCGGCUGCUGGACCAGGUCUCGGCGCUGGCCAAGGUUCUCGCGUGAGGGUGAGGGAGGAGGUGUUUGAGUGUCAGGGUAGGGAUAGGGCAGCA